AUGGCGCCUCGCACGCGCGCAAAACGGGCGGCAGCAAAAAGCCCACCUGCUGAGGAGCCGCCAAAGCGCCGCAGGUCUGCGCGCACAGCUGCGCCUCCGCGGGUCGUAGACGAUAGCGACAGCGACGAUGCUCCCGAGGAGGUCUCGCUGGGGGGCGCGAAACAGGCAGCGCUCGCGACGGCGAAGCGGCAGCGCGAGGCGGCAGCCCACCAGCGGCGCGCAGUCCGCGAGGAGAACAAGCGCCGCACGACGCGCGUCCAGGAGCAGGCGCGCGCGGCGAAGCAGACCAAGAAGCGGGACUCCCGCCAGCGCGCCGAACCGGACGACGAGGAGGACGCCAGCGAGGACGAAGGCAUGGUGAAAUCGCUGCAGCGGACGGGGCUCGAGGCCAGCGGGCGCGACCUGCUCGACGAGCCCGACGGGGCCGCGGGGGGCGAGGAGGACGAGGAGGACGAGGAGGACUCCGAGGGCGAGGGCGCGCCGAUCGACUGGGAGGCGUUCCGGCGCGCGGGCGAGGACGACUCGGACGGGGACGACAUCCCAGACGAGGUGUUGAACGCGGUGGCGGAGCAGGCGCGGCGGGGCGAGCGGGAGCGGGAGGAGCGGCGGAGGGAGGAGGAGGCGGAGCGGCGGCGGGUGGCGGCGGAGGUGGCGCGGCGAGAGGCUGCGGCGGAGCGGAGGCGGCGGGGGCUGGUGGGCGGCGAGCGCGAGGUGGCGGGGAUCCGCGUGCGGGUGCUGGACGGCGGGCGGGCGGGGGCGGAGGAGGCGCGGGCGUCCGCGCAGGAGUUCUGGAAGGCGCGGAUGUUCGGGCCGGGGUCGGUGCGGCGCGGCGGGGACAGCGUGGCGCGCGCCAAGGCGGGCGGGAAGGCCGGGUUCGGGAAGAAGGUGACGGCCGCGCGGAAGAUGGGCCCGGCGCCGGUGUUCGUGCGCCGUGCGGGGCGCUGA
Molecule: messenger RNA, 945 nt
Organism: Pedinophyceae sp. YPF-701
Lineage: Eukaryota; Viridiplantae; Chlorophyta; Pedinophyceae
Source: the annotation of a GenBank genome assembly